GGGCUCUCGGCUCGUAACCGCCUCCUUUUUUACUCCUUCCUUCCACCUAGCUGAGCUUUAUGGGCUUCCCAGAAGAAGAUGAGUCCCUCAGCUCCUCCAACCUGCUCCUCCUUCUCCAUUGCUCGCCUUCCCUUCCGCCUCCAGCGCUGCGCGGGGCGAGGCGAGGCGGCUCUGCGGCCGGACGGGCGGCGCUCUCGGUGGCGCUUCCUCUCCGCGCCGCCACCCAGGAAGUGUCCGCCUCGGCCGCAGCCCCUCCGGAUCGCGCGGGCGGCGGGGCGCAUGGACGGCGGCUCAGCAUCAUCGCGGCCCUGUCGGUCUGCCCCGUCCCCUGAAGAGCAGCAGCCGUCUCUUCAAGUGCCCGGGAGGAGCGCCAGCCCUUCAGCGUGCCCCCUGCCGGGGGGACCAUGUCACAGGGCAGCGGGGGCUCGGCCUAAAGUGAAGCCGGAUGGCGGCACAAGCAGCCGUAGGGCUGGGCGUGGGAAGUCCAGACCCAGCCACGCCUCAGAGAGACUUUCCAAAGUGGAGCCAGCCACGGAGGGCCCACGGCGGGCAUACCCCGAGCCUGCCAAGGGGCUGGGCCAUUCCUUGCGGCAGAAGCUGCAAGCCGCCGUAGGGCAGUGCUUCCCCAUCAAGAGCUUGUCGCGCUCACCGGACCUCUCUUCCCAGCGCAAAAUUCACCUCCGGGAAUUGAUGCUGGACACCUGCCCCUUCCCCCCCGGCUCGGAGCUGGCCCGCACGUGGAAGCUGAUCAAGCAGCACACGGUGCCCGUCUCCGAGCAUGAGGGCCUGGUUGCCCUGCCCCCCGAGGACGAAGAUGACCGCCUGAGGGAACGCCGCCGCAUCAGCAUCGAGCAGGGCGUGGAUCCGCCACCGGACGCCUUGAUCCAUACCUUUGAGGUGACGGCGCAGAUCAACCCUCUCUACAAACUGGGGCCAAAGCUCGCCCACGGCAUGACCGAGCUGGCUGGGCCUGGCCGGACCGUGCUGACCGCCACUGAUGAGCAGGAUGAAGAGGAGGAGGAGGAGGAAGAAGAGCUGGAGUCGGCCUUUGCUGGGCUGCCGGAGGUCCGAGGAGGCCUGCGGGUGCACACCCAGAUUGACUACAUCCACUGCCUGGUGCCCGACCUGCUUCAGCUGACACAACUCUCCUGUUACUGGGGUGUGAUGGACCGCUACGAAGCUGAGUCCCUGCUGGAGGGCAAGCCGGAGGGCACCUUCCUCCUGCGGGACUCGGCCCAAGAGGACUACCUCUUCUCUGUGAGUUUCCGGCGCUACGGCCGUUCUCUCCACGCCCGCAUCGAGCAAUGGAACCACAACUUCAGCUUCGACGUCCACGACCCCAGCGUCUUUCACGCGCCCACCGUGAGCGGCCUCCUGGAGCACUACAAGGACCCCAGCGUCUGCAUGUUCUUCGAGCCGCUGCUCUCCAUCCCCGUCCACCGCACCUUCCCCUUUGGCCUGCAGCACCUCUGCCGAGCCGUGGUGACCUCCUGCACCACCUAUGACGGCAUCGGGCACCUUCCGCUGCCCCGGGUGCUGAAGGAGUACCUGAAAGAGUACCACUAUAAGCAGAGGGUCAGGGUGCGGCGCCUGGAUACCUGGGGCACCUGAUCCAUUCUUUGAGGACCACCAACCACCGAUCAGCCUCCCAACUCUACCUGCUUUUCCUUCGUGACAAUUAUUAUUCUUAACCCGUCUUCUCUUAGCUGGCAUUCUCCAGAAUGGAUGGGCGCCAUUUGCUGGUACGCCUAGCUAGCAUGCUGGCUGGAAACACUGAGCAUGGCAGCCCGGCACAUCUGGGCAGGAUUUGGGCGGAGAGACCGGGCCCGUCUCCCUCCACUCCUUCCCAGGGUUGUGAGCACAAGGGUGUUUGCAGAGGCCUUUUUCAAUUUGGGUGCAAAAUCCAGCGUUGUAGAGACUUUGGGCUGUGGCGGAGGCCCAAAAACUUUGCAAGCCAGAGCAAAAAAUGAGGACUUCCAGUCAACCGGAAUUCAGAAGUCAGGGCAGCAUCAAAGGCCGGAGGGCCCCCCUUCCCCCACUAGAGUUGGGGAGGUUCACCCCAACAGGUGGGCUCUUGCUGAGGGGCUCUGCGGCUGCCUCCGCUUCCUUCCUGAGAAAAAGCACAACAUUUGGGGGUUUAGGGCUGUUCCAAGCCAGGCGUUUGAGCACAAACGUCCGGUGGGGAGCCGGUGCCCCUUGUUGGGUUCCGCCUCCGGCACAAUCCCGCAUUUCUUUGCGCUUCUUCCAUUCCUCCAGGUUGUACAGGUAGUCCUCGACUUACCAGUGCAUUUAGUGACCGUUUGAAGCAUUGAAAAAAGUGACUUAUGACAGUUUUUCACACUUACAAUUGUUGCAGCACUCCCGUGGUCACAUGUUCAGAAU
This is a messenger RNA of Crotalus tigris (Tiger rattlesnake), 2382 nucleotides long. Its product is annotated as suppressor of cytokine signaling 5-like. Gene Ontology annotation, molecular function: 1-phosphatidylinositol-3-kinase regulator activity. Gene Ontology annotation, biological process: intracellular signal transduction; phosphatidylinositol phosphate biosynthetic process. The transcript has 2 exons. Bases 79 to 1611 code for a protein of 510 amino acids. Gene Ontology annotation, cellular component: phosphatidylinositol 3-kinase complex. The record is from RefSeq and is a predicted model, not a curated record. NCBI's taxonomy places the organism in Eukaryota, Metazoa, Chordata, Lepidosauria, Squamata, Viperidae.